GAAAUCGAGAGGAGAGAGAGAGAGAGAGAGGGAGAGGGAUUUGCGUGCGAAUCGAAGCUUCGAUCUUCCUCUCGCUCCGCCGGAUCAAUGGGUGGCUAGCAGAAUCGGUGAGAUUUGGUGAGUCCGGAGAGCUUGCUGGUUUGCGCAUUUUCUUGAGGUACACUAAAAGCAAGUCUGCUAAAAGGCAACUUCAAUUGAAAACAUCUACAUAUCAAGGAAGGCUAUCAAGCUAAUGUCCUGGGUAAAUUUCUAGUUCAUUGCUGAUCCACAACCUCGUGAACGUCAGGAAGAUAUCGCCUUUACUGAUGGGGGACUCUGGAAAUUCCGCUCAUCGUGAUCACACGAUCGACAUAUUGAGGAAUGAUGUAACUUUCCCAUCAACAUCUCAUCAAGCUAACCAUAAUGACCUGGGUGAGUUGCGCCAAAAUAGAGGUCCUAUAAAUGAUGUUCCUCGUGUCCCAGAAAGUUCUUCUGGUGUAGUUGCUGCAUCUAUCUCCCGAAACGCUUCUUUUUCAAGAAGAGAUCAAGGUCACCGUCAGCCAAAUCCUUUGAAUUCUGGUUUUUGGAUCUCAAUUGAGCUUAUUGUAAGUUUAAGCCAGAUUAUAGCAGCUAUUUCUGUCCUGUCAGUAUCAAGGAGCGAGCAUCCACAUGCUCCAUUGGCUCAGUGGCUUAUUGGUUAUACAAUAGGUUGUAUCGCUACUCUUCCUCAUCUUUAUUGGCGGUAUCUCCAUCGCAAUCGCCAGAACAUAGAGCAGGAAUCAACAAGUCAGGUUCCAUCUGAAAGGGGUAUAUAUGAACCUAAUUCUUAUGUAGUAGUUUCAUCUGCUCAUGGAUCAGAAGUCGUGGACAGUGCUAAUAGUACUGGAGUACCAAGGAUUGCAAGUACAAGAGUCUACGCAUUAGUUGCUUGCUUCAAAUUGGCUCUGGAUUGUUUCUUUGCCGUCUGGUUUGUUGUUGGGAAUGUGUGGAUAUUUGGUGGCCGUACUUCUCUCCACGAUGCUCCUAACUUGUACAGGCUAUGCAUAGUAUUCCUUGCGUUCGGCUUCAUUGGCUAUGCACUGCCUUUCAUUCUCUGUACAAUGAUAUGCUGCUGCCUACCCUGCAUAAUCUCCAUGAUGGGAAUCCAGGAGGAUUUGGAUUUUAACAGAGGUGCUACCGCAGAAGCAAUCGAUGCCUUGGUGGCAUACAAGUUCCAGUCAAAAAAGAUUCAUGAUGGGGAUGUGGGAGAAGAUCAUGGUGGAGUCUUGGCUGCUGGAACUGACAAAGAGCGAACUAUUUCUGCAGAAGAUGCUGUAUGCUGCAUCUGCUUGUCAAAGUUCUCAAACGACGAAGAUCUACGAGAACUUCCCUGCAAUCAUGUUUUCCACUUGGAAUGCGUCGACAAAUGGCUCAAGAUAAACGCGCUGUGCCCUCUUUGCAAGGCUGACUUAGGCGGCUCAACGAAUGCUUCAGACUCCAGCUCCAGGGGUGGCAAUGACAGCAACAGAGCCGGAAACGACGUCGAGUCACAGCAGUAGCUGCUCUCCUGCUCUCUCUCCCAUGAGCAUGGGGGAUGGAACACACACACACCCUAUGACAAUCCACAAAUCGGCAUGCAACUUCACAAAGUCCUCUUUUUUUUUUCCCAGAUGGACUUGAAUGCCUACACUACUGACUACUCUGUGGUGUUAACUCAGAAGCUCCUAUUAGGCUGAGGCUAUGGCUAAGUUGCUGCCGGCAUUGUUCUGAACUGAAGUUGCCUGCAAGCUAGGCUGUAACAUAUUACAGAUGGUGUUGGGAUGCUCUUAUGUUCAUCACCUGAACUGAGCAUAUUAGGUUACUGAGGAUAACCUCCUUCUGGGAAGGUUCAAUGUAAUUAUCUCCUUGUUUAGGAAACUCUGUAUCUGCUUCCCUGUAUAGAAAAUGACCAUCUCCAUUGUAUAUAAGAUCAAUUCUGCCUACAUUUUGUAAAUUCAGGUAUC
Messenger RNA from Oryza brachyantha (malo sina), 1961 nucleotides. Its product is annotated as E3 ubiquitin-protein ligase At1g12760-like. The record is from RefSeq and is a predicted model, not a curated record. Lineage: Eukaryota; Viridiplantae; Streptophyta; Magnoliopsida; Poales; Poaceae. Bases 306 to 1517 code for a protein of 403 amino acids. The transcript is spliced from 6 exons.